UCGCUCGCCGUUAUCGAGACAGUGUUCACUCUUGAGCAGCAAAGGUGUACGAGUAGGAAACACAUAGACGAGGAGAAGAUUCUCUGGAAGAAACUUAUUUCAAUCGGACUAUUUUUUUUCUGCACUCCCUCAUACGGAUAAAAGGACAAACACAACCUGCAAACAUGCCUGUCUCCAGAAUGAGGAUGAGGCCCUGGCUGGAGAAGAUGAUCGAGUCCAACUCCAUCCCUGGUCUGAAUUGGGUGGACAAGGAUAAGACAAUGUUCUCAAUUCCUUGGAAGCACGCAGCUCGACACGGCUGGGAGCUGGACAAGGACGCAUGUCUGUUCAAACAGUGGGCCAUCCACACAGGGAAAUACACAGAGGGCCAGACCUGUGACCCAAAGACAUGGAAAGCCAACUUCCGCUGUGCAAUGAACUCCCUGCCUGACAUCGAGGAGGUGAAAGACAGGAGCAUCAACAAAGGCCACCAAGCCGUGCGCAUCUUCAGGAUGCUGCCAGUCACACAGAAAUGUAGAGACAAACGGAGCAAAGCAAAGGGCACCAAGUUAAGGAAGAAGAACCCAAUGGUCAAGGUGGAGGAAGACACGGACUACAGUGAUACUCUGUCGCCCAUGAACGCAUCACUGCCGGAAGAGACCUUGUCCCCUCAGGAAAACACAGUCGACAGUACAAUGCCCACCGAGGAGCAAGAUUUCACAUAUGUGCCUCCUUCUGAAGUUCCUGACUGGUCGCUUUCAGUGGAGAUCGGGGGCGAGACGUAUUCGAGCUGGAGAUUUCAAGUUUCACCUAUUCACAGCCCCGAUUUCAACACGGCCGACGACAUUAUUGAGAUUUGCCAGCAAUUGGAGAACUCGUACGAGAUGUCAAGCAGUGUAAACAACAUGGGGUUCCUGAGCAAUGAACCACACACCAGUCCAGGGAGCCAGUGGAGUGAAUCUUCCUCAGCCGACGAACUAGACGAACUGCCACAGUACACAACUUUGGGCGCAGACUUCACAGAUCCCACAGACAUCUUCUGGAACGACUUUUACAACAAGAUGUCCUUCACGCCCUGAGGCUCUCGGGAGCAGGGCAGGACAAUGCUUUGACACUUUGGACUUUGAAAGCUCUUCCUGACCACUGUCCCACCUCAUCGUCUUGGUUGAAUCACCCAUCAUCAUUCUGCCAGUGUGUAACUGGCGGCGUCCACACUUUAAGCUACUGCAAGACACCGUGUGAACCACGUGUUUGACACACGUGCAACCAGUUCGGAGAGCUUUCCUCCUCUCGCUCAGGCCCCAAUGUGAAGUUAUGAAGAGAAGAUGCGACGUGCACUUCUGUAAAAAAGGACACGCUGUUCAUUAUCUAUGUUUUUGGCUGGUUCAGAGCAUUGUGGUGCUCAGUUGUCUGUCCUCUUACAGCUCAGGCAGGACAUGUACACAUUUACAAUCUUACUCAUCUAUAAAUACAUACGUAGUAGCCGAUACUUAACCUUAAAAAAUGCAAUUAGCCUCACAUUCAGUUCACUUAACAUUUGACGUUUUUCUCCGUUAGUGAGUGAAUACUAUAGUUAAAGGGAUCAUAAGGCAUUUUUUCAGUCCAUCCUCUCAAUCAAACCUCUCGACUUCUGGUAAAAUCUCUUCUUUAUAAUGUCGCAGUUUUUUUGCUUUAUAGUAAAGAAUUUAUGUAAAUACUUGUUAUUGUUUGUGUGUUUUUAUACAAUAAAAUUUCUAUUGUAAAAAUCUGAAA
Scophthalmus maximus (turbot) is the source of this 1731-nucleotide messenger RNA. RefSeq names its product interferon regulatory factor 1b (gene irf1b). The coding region runs from base 165 to 1058 and encodes 297 amino acids. Gene Ontology annotation, biological process: regulation of transcription by RNA polymerase II; immune system process. The transcript has 10 exons. Gene Ontology annotation, cellular component: nucleus. The record is from RefSeq and is a predicted model, not a curated record. Gene Ontology annotation, molecular function: DNA-binding transcription factor activity, RNA polymerase II-specific; RNA polymerase II cis-regulatory region sequence-specific DNA binding. Lineage: Eukaryota; Metazoa; Chordata; Actinopteri; Pleuronectiformes; Scophthalmidae.